AACAGUCAUUUAUUUAGCUCCGACAGGUCCACAGAUAUGUGAUGCACUGUACGUAUUAGAAAUGUGUGUUUGAAGGCAUGGUGUUUUUUAUUUCUUCUUUCUGAUGCGUCAGAGUGUAGAGGCUGGAUAGGUGGUAAUAUCUCGCUGUUCCAUGUUCUUACCAGGUUGAUCUUUUGCAGCAAGAGCCUGUCCUGAUGUGUUCAACAGCCAACUACGUUCUCCCUCUGAGGAGAACCUGUGAGGUAUUAGCCAGUCCAGGCAGGCUGUGUGGGGGAGUGUCCAUGUCAACUAAUUUCCCUGGAGCCAGGUCUCAUGGAGCUCCUCAGGACAACGAGAUGGAUGCAGCAUGGCAGGAGCUGAUGGCCAUCACAGAGCUGCAGGAGUUUGAAGCCCCCAGUGCAGGCUCCUAUGAAACAACACAGUACCAACCCAUGGAGUCCAUGGUCCCUAUGGGAGGAUACGGUAUGGCUCAGUCCCAUUCUGAGCCUCCUCCUCCUGCUUGUGAGCUCAGCACUGCCAAUACUUACGACGGAUGUUACUCUGAAGAGGUGCCUGGCUGUCAUCGUCCAAGCAGCAACACUGAGGCGAUUUACGGACAAUCUCAGCUCAAUCAGAGAAUGCUCCCCAUCUCUCCUCACGCACAUCCCUCACACAUGGCUAGCACCAGUCAAGUGCACAGGAGAGCCAACGCUUGCCUCUCUCAGGAUCUCCGUCAGCACAUGCUGUGGACUACACAUGGACAGAGUUCACACGCUCGCUCAGGUGAUGAUCUAGAGUCAGACUCUGGUCUGUCUCUGGGUUCUAGUCCACCUUUGGCCUCCCCUGAUAACCCUGUUGGCGGUGCACCAGGUUACCAGAGUGCAGACAUGGGCAUGACAUAUAGCGACGGUGAACCAGACAGCAUGGCCGAGCACGCCAGAAGAGCACACAUCCAUUACUCAAUGGACUAUCAGAAUCACUUGUAUUUACACUCAGGGGCACAUCCGUCUUAUUUUUCACCCCAGCCUACUUCAUCUCACACACAACCCAAUGCUCUGACUCCUCGGUCAGCGAAACAGCAGGGUCACACCUCUGCUCUCAGUAACCUGUACAUUGACACCGGAGUGUCCAGCAGAGGGAGCUCACAACAUAACAUGUAUAUAAAUCCACAAGGAAGCAUCUCCACUCAGGCUUCACUGAGCAGAGACGAGCGGCGGGCCGUGUCUUUGAAGAUCCCCUUCCCCAUGGAGAAGAUUAUCAAUCUACCUGUGGACGACUUCAAUGAGCUCCUGACGAAGUACACUCUGACAGAUACUCAACUUGCACUGGUCAGGGACAUUAGACGGAGAGGGAAGAACAAGGUGGCGGCUCAGAACUGCAGGAAAAGGAAGCUGGAGGGCAUAAGUCACCUCGAGAGAGAACUGAACCAGCUACAGGCCCAAAGAGAGCACCUGGCACAGGAGAGUCUCGAGUUCCAGCGCAGCUUGGCAUUUAUUAAAUGUCGCUUUACAGACCUUUAUUCACAAGUAUUUUCUCACUUAAGAGACGAAGAUGGACAGCCAUACUCAAUAGAUGAAUACGCCCUGCAACAGACACCGGAUGGGAAAGUUUAUUUGGUACCUCACACAACUAUGCAAAAGAGAGAGCAAUGCUGAAUUGGAGCUCGUCUAUUUAAUACUCCUACAGAUGGUAUACUGCCUGAUUGUGCCAACUGAAAGUAUAACUUGCUGGAAGCUACACAUUUAUUUCAUAUGACGACGACUUAAUUAGGGAUGCACUGAUAUUAGAUUGAUAUUGGUGACGAUGGGGCCAAUCUAGUAGAUGUUUAUAUACAUUACAGACUGGAAUUCCUUUUUAAAUUUUGACUAAUUUGUUGCAGCACCUAAAAAGGUUUUCUCUUGAAUUGUAAUUCCUGUUAAUUUUGAAGAUUUUUUACGAAGUUGCUGGUACACAAUUUAUUAUUUUAAUAAAUAAAAGUACAUUUAUAUCCAUGUUUUUAUUUGUUGCAUUCAGUUUUCCAAAGUUAGAAAAGCAAUGUUUGUCAAACCUGAAUGAUCCCAGUCACUUCCACACAGUGAGGCAUACAGCACCACUGGUAUCGGAUCGGUAACAGCCGAUCCGAAAGGUAUCGCUAUAGAUAUCGGGACUGAAAAAGUCAGAUUGUUGCGUCCCUAGACUUAACCCCUAUGUAAAACUUGCCAUACAGGUUUUGUUUUCCAUGCUCUUACAAUUGAGUGAAACCACACCAGAGUGCCUUAUAAAAAUACUUUAUUUAAAAAAGACACUGCACAGCAGCCUUGGUUAAAAAAGUAAAAAGUCUUCACCACCAGCAUGAUUGUUCAGGAAACCUGUGAAAAACAGAAUAAAGUUUAAUAAAAUGAAACUUUGGGGGGGUGGGGAAGGGGAGAAGGGGAUGUUUGAUGAUUUGUACCUGAUUGAGCCAUUGUCACUGAAAUGAAACCGGGUUUUGCAGACCACGUAGGGAGAUUCCUAGAAAGCAGAAAAGCCAAAUAAGUAAAAUGCAAUCUUUA
Molecule: messenger RNA, 2510 nt
Organism: Sebastes umbrosus (honeycomb rockfish)
Lineage: Eukaryota; Metazoa; Chordata; Actinopteri; Perciformes; Sebastidae
Gene: nfe2
Product: nuclear factor, erythroid 2
Exons: 3
Coding region: 195-1634 (479 amino acids)
Biological process (GO): regulation of transcription by RNA polymerase II
Cellular component (GO): nucleus
Molecular function (GO): RNA polymerase II cis-regulatory region sequence-specific DNA binding; DNA-binding transcription factor activity, RNA polymerase II-specific
Source: RefSeq, a predicted model, not a curated record